This is a messenger RNA of Panonychus citri (citrus red mite), 1160 nucleotides long. NCBI's taxonomy places the organism in Eukaryota, Metazoa, Arthropoda, Arachnida, Trombidiformes, Tetranychidae. The record is from the annotation of a RefSeq genome assembly.
AUGUCAUAUAUAUUUAUAUUUAUAUUUAAUAGAAAUUUUUUUAUUUUUUUUUUUUUUUUCUCACUUUAUAAAUUAAUAUCUUUAGUUAGAAUAACUAUAUAUAUGUAUAUGAUAACUUUUUUUUUAAUAAAAGUUAUUUUUUUUAGAAUGAAAGAAAAAAUAUUGUUGUAUUAUUUUGUUAUAAAAAAAAAUAUAAUUAAAUUAAUAUUUGUAUUUAUAUUGUUAUUUUUUUCUACUAUAAAUUUAAUUUUUUUUUAUAUUUUUUUUGAAAUUAUUUCUUUAUUGAUUUUUUUUCUUGUUUAUCUUUCAUCUUUUUCUUUAAUACGUUUAAAAGCUAGAAUUUAUAUAUUUAUUUUUAUAAGAAUUGGAACUUUUCCAAUAUUAAUAAUAAUUUAUUUUAUUAAUGAAAAAACUUUGUUAUUAAUUUUUAUUUUAAGAUUUUCAGUUAAAAUUCCUAUUGUAUUAUUUCAUUUAUGAUUACCUAAAGCUCAUGUUGAAGCUAAUUAUUAUGACUCAAUAAUUUUAGCUAGCUUACUUUUGAAGUUAGGAGGUUAUGGAAUAUUAAUUUUAGAUUUAAAUUUUAAAAUAAAUUUUUUUUUUAUAUGAGGAUUAAUAGGGAGAAUAUUUAUUUCUUUCUUAGUUUUAUUUGUUUUAGAUAUAAAAAUAAUUAUAGCUUUUUCUUCUAUUAUUCAUAUAAAUAUUAUACUUGUUAUAUUUUUUAACAGAAAUAUAAUUAUAGAAAAAGUUUUUUCUAUAUUGAUAUUAUCUCAUGCUUUAAUUUCUUCUAUAAUAUUUUAUAUAGUUGGUAUAAUUUAUGAACAAUCUUUUAGACGAAGAAUAUUUAUUAAUAAAAAUUUUUUUUUGAAUUAUAAUAUUUUUUUUUUUUUUUUUUUUUUUGUUUGUUUUGCUAAUAUAGGUUCUCCUAUUUUUUUAACGUUUUUUUCUGAGAUAUAUAUUUAUAUAUUUUUAAUUAAUUAUAAUUCUGUUUUUAUAAAUUUAAUAAUUUUUAUAAUUUUAUUUUUUUCUUGUUUAUUGAAUUUAUUUAUAUUAAAAAAUAUAAGUAUAAUAAUUAUAAGAAAAUUUUUUAAAAUAUUUAAUUUAAAACUUGCUACUUUAAUUAUCUUAAUAGAACAUUUUUUUUACCUAUUAUUUUUUUUUUA